GGGGUCUGGCUGGGAACCUUAAGACGCAGCCAAACUUGCUGCAAACUUAUUGGCAACACGAGACGCGCAUUCGGAAUCUGGUUGCCCUUGGACACUAGGAACGAUCUUCGGACUCAUGGUCACUCACCACAAUGUUUGCUAAGCCACGGCAAAAGAAGACCUUAGGGCCUCCUCCAAAAAAAAGAAAAGCCCAGCACAGCAUCGAAGAGAUCUCAUUUGACAAUGAUGCGCGUGCCGAUUACCUCACCGGCUUCCAAAAGCGCAAGCAGGCGAGGAUAAAACAUGCACAGGAGCAGGCGGCUGAGCAGGCCAGGAAGGACCGGAUUGAGAUGAGGAAGCAGCUGCGAGAGGAGCGCAAGCGAGAUAUCGAGAAACACGUGGAACAAGUCAAUGCACUGUUGCGAGAGGCGCAACAUGCCGGUCAGGAAGAUGACGACUCCGAGAAUGGUUGGGAGGGCUUUGACGACGAGCCGCCGCCAGAACUCAAGCCUAUGGAUUUUGAAGAGGAGUAUAUCGACGAGGACAGGUUCACCACGGUGAAAAUCGAGUCGGUCAAUGUCGACAGGGAUGGGCUGCACAGGCCGGAGGACGAAGAAACUUCCGGGGACGAUGAAGCGAACGGUGAAAGCAAACCCGAAGAAAAAACAGUGGGCGACAAAAAGCCAAGUAAAGACCAGAAGCCAAAGAAGAAGAAGAAGAAAUUUCGAUACGAAACCAAGUUUGAGAGGCGGUUGACGGAAAGCAAGCGAAGGGCCAAGAAAUUUGCAGGUGCAGGAUAGGGGCUAUCAUAGGUACCUAGGGCGUAAGCCAGUCUAAUUCUCUACCACAGCGGUGUGAUGCACAAUGUGUUAAGUGAGGUCUCGUGAAUGUAUCGUUGAUUCGGACAG
This is a messenger RNA of Pyricularia oryzae 70-15, 887 nucleotides long. Its product is annotated as rRNA processing protein Rrp17. Gene Ontology annotation, cellular component: nucleolus. The transcript has 2 exons. Gene Ontology annotation, molecular function: RNA binding. The record is from RefSeq and is a predicted model, not a curated record. NCBI's taxonomy places the organism in Eukaryota, Fungi, Ascomycota, Sordariomycetes, Magnaporthales, Pyriculariaceae. Bases 132 to 779 code for a protein of 215 amino acids.